AUGUUUAAAACACCCCCACUUAAUAAGACUACAGUAUUGACGGAUAACUCCGUAAAACAAACCGAAGAAAUAGAACCAUCAGCGGGGAGAGCGCAGGAAGGGAUAUCCCAAGUAAGAAAAAGUGUCGGUGAGCUUGAGUCGCGACUUAGUGCAGCUCCUAAAACAAGGACAAACACGCAACCGGCGAAACAAAAAUCUCAAAACAAACUAUCCCCUGCAGCUUGCAGUGUAGAAAACCAAGCUGACCCAGAAACGACUACUUAUGCAAAUAGGGCACAAGAAGCGAAAGCGUAUCUGGUUAAAAUAAAACUUUUAUUAAAUAGCUCACGAAAUCUAAAGACGGAAUUAAAGGACAAAAUUAUAGAAGCUGUUGACAAAUUAUAUAGGUUGGCGAAAGAAGUGGGAGAAGGAAAGGAAAUCACAUUAGUAAAAGAAUCUAGCACUGCUGAGAAAAAAGAUCGAGGUAGAACACAAGCUAAUAAAGAAAUUAGAAGAACACAGUAA
Molecule: messenger RNA, 504 nt
Organism: Parnassius apollo (apollo)
Lineage: Eukaryota; Metazoa; Arthropoda; Insecta; Lepidoptera; Papilionidae
Source: the annotation of a GenBank genome assembly